AUGGAAGUCGAGACCGAGAACAGCACUGCACUCGUACGGCCGCCGGAAGCGGAAGGGGAGCGGCCACGCUCUUCCUUCAGGGAUAUGCUCAUGGGAGAUGCUCAGCAACCCUCGCCGAAGAUGGUAGAAGACCUAUGGGAGACUGGCAAGAUGAAAGUGACGUAUGUUAAUGGUAACAUGCAACUGCCGCGACUUCAUGUGGACAAAUCAGUGAUUGAUGGCAUGUGCUCACCUUGGAAGGAUGACCUUGUAGUUGGUCUCCUGGGAAAGAAACUUGGGUUUCGCUUGAUGAAGACCCAACUGAGCGCUAUGUGGAGGUUGUCCGGGGAGUUUGAUCUCCUUGAUAUUGGCAAUGGCUUCUUCAUGGUUAAGAUGGACAGGGCGGAGGACCGGAAGAAAGUAAUGGAUGGAGGGCCCUGGAUGGUGUUCGAUCAUUAUUUAGCGGUGGCUCCAUGGAGUAAGGACUUUAUCAGCCCGGCUGCUAAGAUUACAACUACCUUGGCUUGGAUCCGUGUCCCAGACUUGAAUGUGACAUUCUAUGAUGAGAGCUUCCUAAUGUCCAUGGCGAAAUUGAUAGGCACACCAGUUAAAGUGGACAUAAACACGUUGAAGGCAGAGAGGGGACGGUUUGCUCGUAUCUGUGUUCAGCUUGAUCUCACCAAACCUGUUGUGGGCAAAUUCUGGUUUGAAGGCUAUUGGUAUAAAAUUGAGUAUGAGGGGCUGCACAUCAUAUGCUCUAAGUGCGGUUGUUAUGGCCAUCGAGGGCGUGAAUGCCAUAAUCCCCCACCUAUCCAAGUGCCAGAGUCUGAGGCUACGCCACCGUUCGGGAAUGCGCCGUCGUCGGUCACACCUGAAACCCUAGGGAACACGCCUCCACAACCUGAAUCAACCCUAGAGGGUGGCCCCACUUCUGAUGCUGGAAUGGUAGGUGCGGAAUCUAAGGAGAUUCCUCUAACGGCUGAUACCGAGAGUGAGGGCAUCACGGAAACAAAAAAGCAGGAAAUUGAGGAGGUGGACCCCAGUGUCUUGGAGGUCGCAGGUGAUUGGCUUGUGGUUUCAAAAAGAAGUAAAAAGAAGAAACAUAUUUUUCAGUUUGGGGGCCCACGGGCUACCAAGGAUGUUGGAGCCAAUAAAGCAAGUCAACGUUCAGAUGCUCCUGAGAGUGUGCGCCCUGGGAAUGCACGUGCUGGUAGCAAUCAUUUGGCCGCAAGCCAAGAUGUGGGGAGUGGUGGGCCCGCUCCUAUUAAGUCUUUAGGAAGUAAAAAACGACGUAAAGGUGAUGAUGCCAUACGCACCUCUUUUGCUUCAUCCAACCAUGUUGCCGGUGGUAGACUUGAGGGACCCACAAAGUACCAAAGCCAGCCUCUUACCAUGGGAGGUCAGGUAUUCAAUGCUGGGACUGGGUCCUUGAACUCUCCAAAUAUGAUUUUGUUGAAGAAUGCUGCUGGUGCUUCUCACACGAAGCACUUGGGAACGAAUGUAGAGGGUCCAUAUGAACCUUUUGGACAAGAGCAGGUGACUCAAUAA
This is a messenger RNA of Lotus japonicus, 1527 nucleotides long. RefSeq lists its product as uncharacterized. The record is from RefSeq and is a predicted model, not a curated record. The coding region runs from base 1 to 1527 and encodes 508 amino acids. Gene Ontology annotation, molecular function: zinc ion binding; nucleic acid binding. Lineage: Eukaryota; Viridiplantae; Streptophyta; Magnoliopsida; Fabales; Fabaceae. The transcript has a single exon.